Messenger RNA from Chilo suppressalis (striped riceborer), 2240 nucleotides. The record is from the annotation of a GenBank genome assembly. Lineage: Eukaryota; Metazoa; Arthropoda; Insecta; Lepidoptera; Crambidae.
AGACGAUACAAGUAUUGACAGUUCACCGUGCAACAGCAGAGAUACACAAAAUGGAUCAUAGCGAAGUUGAUUCUUCACAAUUUGAUGCUAAGGCUGCAAAUACGAGUUCCAUUAAUAAUGCUAACCCUGAAGGUAGUGGUGUUCUUCCAAAAAAGCAGCCUAAAUUCGAUCCUGCUGCUUUGUACUAUGACAUGUCUGGAGACAAAUUCUUAGUUAUUUUCAACCACUUCGAGUUCCAGAAGACGCGAUAUUUCAAUAACAAACGUCCAACAACCAGAAAAGGGACACAUCAAGAUGAGACAGCAUUGAAAGACACAUUUACAAAACUCGGCUUUAAAAUAUUUAUAUAUCGAGAAUACGAGUAUACACAAAUAAUAGACGCAAUGAAAGCAAUUGCAAAUCUCGACCAUACUAAGACGUCGUGUUUAGUGGUAGUCAUUCUAACGCACGGUGAUACAGAAGGUGUGGUUUAUGCUGCUGACAGAGGUUACCUUCUCAAAGAUGUUACCAGUAUUCUGGAGGCCGGCCACAUAGGCCUCGUGAACAAACCCAAGCUAUUUUUUAUUCAGGCUUGCAGAGGCGGUAAAGUUGAUGAGGGUAGGACGGUGAGACAUGACGGGGAGGAAAACCAGUUGCUCGUUGUGCCUUCUCACGCAGAUUUUUUAAUAAUGCAUUCAUCAGUAGAUGAUCACUUAUCUUGGCGAGACAUUGGUGGAUCUUGGAUGAUUCAGGAACUAUGCGAAAUUAUAGAUGCACAUCACCAUAAUAUGGACCUUUUACAUCUGAUCACUCUCACGAAUAGAAAUGUGGCUUACACGCGUGCUUCGAAUACACCAUCUAAUUUGAGGACGCAUAACAUGAAACAAAUCCCCGAGACACGUUUUACGCUGACAAAAUUAGUAAAAUUUUAAAACGUUCUGACAAACCAAGACCAAUGCUUAAGUUUUAUAAAUAUACAUACUAUUAUGACGUGUUUUUCAGUUUUUAUUUUCUAUUAAAAUAUGCAAUCGACUCGUACUUGUUGUUUAAUCAGCAUUAUUUUGGCCAUAAAUACCCGUGGGGACGUUUCCGUUCAUUAUUACUAUUAAGUUUUUAUUGAAUACCCUACAAUCUUAAUCAUAAUUAAUAAUUGUUUAGUAAUGGCGAUUUAAUGUUGUUAUAAAAGGUAUGGUGCAAGAUGAAAAAAAGCAAAUGAACUGACUGAGCAUUAAUGAAAGAUAGCUGACGUAAGCAGAGCGAACAAUUUCAAAAGCAUUGGAUUUGUUGGCCUAACUAAAGAAACAAUCACAGACCUAAGUGAUAAUAGUGUGUACAAUACUUCUAAAGUUUGCUUUAAUAGAAAUCAUCAGCCACACAUGAGGUAAAGUUGAUUAAACAUUGUCGGAAAGUUAUUUAAAAGCAAAUUCUGAAGCAUAGCGUGUUGCCACGAUCUUGGGCUUAGAUAACCUAGCGUCUAGUCUGGUAUCGCGAGCCAAUUCAAUUUGUUUGCACAACGUUUGUCUAUCAGUUGGUUAAAUUGACUGAUGAAACCUCCUCUCUUUGUCUUUGGUAAUUUGUAGCGUUUAAAAUGGAGGUUGAAAUGGUAUUUUUGGAGAGGAGGACGGGUGAAUUGUACCCGCCGACUUAUAACGACCAAAUGAAUGUAUGCUCUUUUCAAGACUAUUACUUGUUACUAUUGAGGCCAAUUCGCUUUAGAAUAAUAUUAUUUUUGGCUAAGAUAGCAUUCGCUGUGAAGUUUUAUUCGCCAGUUUUUCUCCACAGCUAAAAACGGUCCUUAACUGGUGGUAGGGAAAAAAUAUGGUCUAUAGGCUAUGGUGCCGCAUAUCAUUAGGUGGAGUUUUUGCCACCCUAUUCAUUAAAAAAAAAUAUAUAGUCAAGAGUAGUGCUAUUUGACCACAAACAGGAUGGUUAUUGCUCGGUGGGUCCCAUACAUUUCUGUCCGUUUCUCUCUUUUUUCUUGUCUUCUUUCUUUUUUCAAUUGCGAUGAAUUUUACGCCUACAUCCGAAAAAUAUUAAAGAAACAUCUAAAAUAAACCUAAAACUAACGGGGCGAUAACAUGUAUUUUCGAUUAUCGUAUACACGAUUCUGGCAUGAUUGUUUAACCUAAAAUAAAAUUUGGUAAAAGUGUAUCCUUGUUAUCAACACAAUAAAAAAGAGAGACUAUUGCCAAAUCAAAAUUUAAAUUUAGAAAAUACAGCUCGCCAAUCAAACCCAGUAAUGAAGAGAGAAGUGAAUUAAC